AUGAAUAAACAAGGUCUGAGGGUAACUGUGUUGCUAACAUCAUCCCUCAUGGUACUGGGAGCUGGCCUGAGAUGUGUUCCAGUUUCAGACCUAGAAAUUAGGAAGAAGCUGAUUCACGGAGGGCAGCUGUUAAAUGGCUUGGCGGGGCCAACUGUGAUGAACGCGGCACCAUUCCUUUCAACGACGUGGUUUUCUCCGGAUGAACGUGCCACAGCAACAGCCAUCGCAUCACUGCUCAAUUACCUGGGAGCUGCUGGCGCCUUUCUAGUGGGACCUCUUGUAGUGCCAUCUCCUAAUGGAACAUCUCACCUCCCGCUGGUAUCGCAGAGCAACACUGAGCACAUCAAGGACCGCAUUGAGGCUGUGCUGUAUGCAGAAUUUGGAAUGGUUUCCCUGAUAUUUUCCGCAGCGUUGGCCUACUUCCCCUCGCGCCCUCCAUUCCCUCCCAGCGUGGCUGCGGCAAGUCAGCGGCUCAGCUACAGGAGAAGUUUUUGCAGACUCUUAAGCAAUUUCCGAUUCUUGAUGAUUGCUUUAGCCUAUGCUAUACCACUGGGUGUUUUCUCUGGCUGGUCUGGUGUUCUGGAUUUGAUAUUAACGCCAGUUCACGUAAGCCAAGUAGAUGCAGGCUGGAUUGGAUUUUGGUCUAUAGUUGGAGGUUGUGUUGUUGGCAUAGCAAUGGCAAGAUUUGCAGAUUUUAUUAGGGGCAUGCUGAAGUUUAUACUGCUGCUGCUUUUAUCUGGAGCAACGUUAGCAUCAACCUGGUUCACUCUCACCUGUCUAAAUAGUGUCACUCAUCUGCCUUUAACCACAGCUACACUGUACACAUCCUGCAUUUUGUUGGGUAUAUUCCUCAACAGCAGCGUACCAAUAUUCUUUGAGCUCUUUGUGGAGACAGUCUACCCUGUUCCAGAAGGAAUUACCUGCGGAGUUGUCACCUUUUUGAGUAACGUGUUUAUGGGAGUGCUUUUGUUUUUCCUCACGUUUUACCACACAGAGUUUUCCUGGUUCAACUGGUGCCUGCCAGGAUCGUGUCUGCUCAGCCUGCUCCUCAUCCUGUGCUUCCGCGAGUCCUACGACAGACUCUAUCUCGAUGUCGUCGUCUCUGUGUGAUAACACUGGACUGGUGAGGGGCUGGAAGAAACUGGAAGUCAGCUUUGCAGUCUGCACGCCUGCCUGGAUUUGCACAGCUGGACAGUGGAAAAACAAAGAAAUUACGAGACUUAAUCGUGGCUUUAUUAGAGAGGGUGAGGGACAGGUUGUUCUUACGUUCAAGACCACCUCGAUUUGUGAUAAAUGUGGAACUUGAGUGGUGAUAAUGAUGCCGAAAUGCACAAAGAGAAUAUAUCUGAUGUACAGGUCCCAGUGUCAGAGCUGGGGCUCUCUAUUUAAAAGGCUAUUGAUGUAGCAGU
Nipponia nippon (crested ibis) is the source of this 1409-nucleotide messenger RNA. Lineage: Eukaryota; Metazoa; Chordata; Aves; Pelecaniformes; Threskiornithidae. The record is from RefSeq and is a predicted model, not a curated record.